GCUCCAUUUAGUAUUGUUGUCGAGACUGGAAAACAAAAACUUGUUUAGUUCAUAAUUCUAAAAAAUCAAUAACAUAAAAUCAUUUAGUUGCUUACUUUUCAUCAAUGUCUUUUUUACUCCUAAUUUUUUUUUAUGUCACUACAUGAUAUCGAGGUUGAGAAUAAGUAAAAAGUAGAAAAUAAUAAAAUGAAGUGUGGUUGAAUGAGGUAUGAGAAAAUGAUAUGCAAAUAAUAUUUGAAAAAAUGAUUUUCGGGGAUUGAGAGGGGACAACAUGUAUAAAGUAUGGUCUAGUAAAAGUUUGUCAGAUUCAUUUGAAUGAAAUUAUUCACGACAACUGUUAGGAUCUCAUAAGAUAUUAUUUUGGAAAUAGCAAGAAAACUACUUUAAGUGGUUUUAUUGAUUUCUACUCAUUUCUAUUUUUUUUUGAACUCAUAUUGUCACAACAACAUGUGAAAACAAUACUAAAUAUUUUAUGUCUCUGUUUUUACUUACGAAAAUAGAAUGCAUUAAUUAAAAUGAUACUAAAUAUAGGUUAAUUAAUACACAUAAUUUUAAUACACUAUCCACAGAUAAAUUAUUUCAUUAUUGUUUGGGCCCAGAGACUACUUUUUAUUGUUUAAUCCACUAACUGAUGAAAGAAUGGGCUCGUUUUCCCCCCAUGAAAGAAUGGGCUUGUUGGGCCACUCUUAAUUAAAUAGUACGAGUUGGAAAGUAGAUUCUGACAAAAAACAAAAGAAGAGGGGCCAAAACGAAAUAAUACAUGUGCCGUAAGCAAUCCUAUUCAUUACCCUAGCCAGCAAAUAGCUGCACUGCAAAAGCCAUCUUCCUAAAAUCGUUGCGCCGUGGAAGUGGAACAGAAGGAAAGGAAGCGAAUUCGCGCUAACAGUACCUCUGCAAUUUGCUGGGAACCUAGCGGCGGCGAGCUUUAAGCGGGAAGAAUAAUGGGAGAUCACUCGACGGCCGGUGACCGGAAGGCCCCCAAGCUUCCGGUGGCCGGCAAGCGAAACAUACUCAUCACCAGCGCCUUGCCAUAUGUCAACAACGUACCUCAUCUCGGCAAUAUUAUCGGAUGUGUGUUGAGUGCUGAUGUGUUUGCUCGCUACUGCCGGUUGCGAGGCUACAAUGCUAUAUACAUCUGCGGAACUGACGAGUAUGGAACUGCCACGGAAACCAAGGCCUUGGAGGAGAAAUGCUCUCCGAAGGAGAUCUGUGACAAGUACCAUGCCAUUCAUCGGGAGGUUUACAAGUGGUUCAAUAUAAGUUUCGAUGAAUUUGGGCGAACCUCGGCCCCACAGCAGACUGAAGUGUGCCAGUCCAUUUUCAAGAAACUGUUGGAGAACAACUGGCUUUCGGAGAACACGAUGCAACAGCUGUACUGUGAUACGUGUACGAAGUUCUUGGCCGAUCGCCUUGUUGAGGGUACGUGUCCAACCGCGGGUUGUAAUUAUGACUCUGCAAGAGGAGAUCAAUGUGAAAAGUGCGGUAAACUUCUGAAUCCGACUGAACUGAAGGAUCCUAAGUGCAAGGUCUGUCGUAACACUCCACGUAUUCGGGACACGGAUCACUUGUUUCUUGAGCUUCCCUUGCUGAAGGAUCAACUCGUGGAAUAUAUUGAGCACAUGUCUGUAGCUGGUUCUUGGAGCCAGAAUGCCAUCCAAGCUACAAAUGCGUGGCUUAGAGAAGGGCUGAAAUCACGUUGUAUUACCAGGGAUUUGAAGUGGGGGGUUCCUGUUCCCCAUGACAAGUAUAAGGACAAGGUUUUCUAUGUCUGGUUUGAUGCUCCUAUUGGAUAUGUUUCAAUCACAGCUAGCUACACUCCUGACUGGGACAAGUGGUGGAAGAAUCCUGAAAAUGUUGAGCUGUAUCAGUUCAUGGGAAAGGAUAAUGUCCCAUUCCACACGGUUAUGUUUCCUUCUUCACUUAUUGGAACUGGUGAAAGUUGGACCAUGAUGAAGACUAUAAGUGUAACAGAAUACUUAAACUAUGAAGCAGGGAAGUUCUCGAAAAGUAAAGGGAUAGGCGUUUUUGGUACUGAUGCAAAAGAUACUAACAUCCCUGUUGAAGUAUAUCGAUAUUAUCUACUGACUAACCGUCCAGAGGUAUCUGAUACACUAUUUACAUGGGCCGAUUUGCAAGCCAAACUUAACAGCGAGUUGCUCAACAAUUUGGGGAACUUCGUCAAUAGAGUUUUGAGUUUUAUUGCUAAGCCUGAAGGUGCUGGUUAUGGCUCCAUUAUCCCAGAUGCUCCAGGUGCAGAGUCUCAUUCAUUGACAAAGAAACUUGCUGAAGAAGUUGGCAGACAUGUGGACCAAUAUCUAGAAGCCAUGGAAAAGGUCAAACUGAAACAAGGACUUAAAAUUGCCAUGAGCAUUUCAAGUGAAGGGAACGCUUAUCUUCAAGAAAGUCAAUUCUGGAAGCUUUACAAGGAAGACCAACCUUCCUGUUCCAUAGUGAUCCGGACCUCUGUUGGACUGGUAUAUCUUCUUGCAUGUUUGUUAGAACCCUAUAUGCCAUCCUUCUCUGCUGAGGUUUUCAAGCAGCUGAAUUUGCCUUUCGAACAAGCUUCACUUUCUGAUGAAAAAGGAGAUAUUGAUAAGGCAAAAAGACCGUGGGAGAUAAUUCCUCCUGGUCAUAAAAUUGGGACUCCAGCGCCUUUGUUUAAGGAACUGAAAGAUGAAGAUGUGGAGUUCUACAGUGCCAAAUUUGCUGGCAGUCAGGCUGACAGGUUAGAGAGGGCAGAGGCUGAAGCUGUAAAAGUUGCUGCACAACUUAAGAAGUCAAACAUUUCAGAUGGUGGGAAAAAGCAACAAAGUAAAAAGCCUGCUGGAGAUGGCAAGUCAAAGGGAACAGUUGAGCCAGAAAUCACCGUCACAAGGCUGGAUAUUCGUGUCGGCUUGAUAAAGAAAGCGCAGAAGCAUCCUGAUGCCGACUCCCUCUAUGUGGAAGAAAUUGACGUGGGUGAAGCAGAACCUAGAAUAGUUGUCAGUGGACUUGUAAAGUACAUACCUCUGGAAGAUAUGCAGAAUCGUAAGGUGUGCGUCCUCUGCAACCUAAAGCCAGCCACCAUGAGGGGAAUCAGGUCACACGCAAUGGUUCUCGCUGCUUCCAACAGCGACCACACCAAGGUUGAAUUGGUUGAACCACCCGAAUCUGCUACCGUGGGCGAGCGAGUUACGUUUGCAGGUUUCGAGGGGGAGCCCGACGUCUCACUGAACCCAAAGAAGAAGAUAUGGGAGACCCUUAAAGUGGACUUUCAAACCAACUCUGAAUUGGUAGCUUGCUUCAAAGGCAUCCCGUUCUCGACAUCCGCUGGGGUGUGCAAGGUUGCAUCCAUUAGUAAUGGAACCAUAGAGUAGAAAGUGCAGAGUUGACAUAACUCGGCACUGAUUGCGAUAUUGUAAUGAAGGAAUUGGUAGUCUCCCCAGUUUUGCCCUCUAUUGCGCCCUUUCCUUGAUAGAGAAUAGCAGUUGGAAAGGGAAGUUUUUGUGUUCUUGUAGUUUGCAUUUUGCAAUGAUUGCCUCCUGAGAAAUUGGAAUUGUAUGAGAAUGCACCUUUCUUUCUUUCCAUUUGGGUACGGGUAGAUUGAGUUGCACACUUGCAAUGAGGGAGAGACCCUAGAGAGAGCUUGAGAGUGAUUUUUCCUCGUUUUCUAACUCAAGAUUAGAAGUUGCGGUUCUGUUAAGCGAACCGAAAAAAACAUUUUGAAAUUGAACACAUAAUUAAAUAAUUGACAAAAAUUGAAACCAAAACCAUUAAGGCUUACCGAUUUUUGGUUGAUAGAAAAUUGAUAGUCCUUUAGUUUUGGUUUCGUUUAGAAUAAACUGAAAAAUCGAAGAUAUAUCGUUGAAGGAAGUAAUCAUUCGUUUGUUUUGUUUUGUUUGUAUAAUAAGAUAAAUGAAAGAAAAAUAUAUUUUUAGUAAAAGAAAUUUAACAGGGUAACGGUAGUCAUGUAUUUUCAAAACAGGUUUUCGAAGAAACUUUAAAUCAGAUCUUCUACUUUAACGUUGUAGAAAGCACUUUACAAGUUUUUCAAAAACCGAACUUGCAUAUGUAUUUGGCUUAGCUUAAAUUGCUUAACCUUUUGUAAUAGAAAAAACACUUCUAUCCAAAUCGCGCAAUCAAUUUCAUAAAGAAAUUCACCUUCAUCUCAUGAUAAUUAUUACUUCAUUUCAUCCAGUGAUUUAUUUUCUUCAAAUUCCAAAAUUGUUCACCCAACAAUCCUCUUUAUUGUGCAUAAGAAUCUUCAAAAUAUGAUUUCUAUCUAGUUUGAUAAUAAUUUUGAUAAUCUUGUUUCCCUUUCCAACGACUCCCUCCAGUAAAGCAUAUAUGAUAACCGUGUUAGCUGGAGCCAAUCUCGAAUUUAUCGGAUCGUCAACAUCUCACAGAAUUCAUACAAUUAGAGUCCCCAAUUUGAAGCUAACAAUUUCAUUUCAUUAUGAUAAUGGAGACAAAUUUAUUGACAAAAAAAUAUUUGGUGAAUUUCAUUGUUUGUAAUUUAUGCGUUAACUCGAUGCUCCAAUCGGCAAUUCCACAAUCCACCAGCCCAAUUCGAGACCUAAUGUUGAUGGUUGGCUCUAUGUCCACUCCUGAAUCCUAAUUCAAUCUAUCCAUAAAAAUUCUAAUAAUUAAUUCAGUUUAUUUUAAUCAAAACCUAAUAAUUGGCUGAUUAAUGGUGAAAAAUAAUUUAGUACGUACGACAAUAUUGGUGGGGCAUUAAAUCCUCAGAUUUGAUUCGUAUUACUGUAUACUCUCAGUGGACCCAUUUUAAUUGGGCCGUGUAUUGCAGAGGGAACAUUGGGCUUUUCCCCAAAAUGUUGACUCGUUCUUCUCUUGUUGAUUGGUAAUCCAGCUGGCAGGACAGGUAAGCAAAAAGUAUUACCUGUCCAUCACGUGGCAAAUAAACGUGUACACCAAGG
Messenger RNA from Linum trigynum, 4916 nucleotides. Lineage: Eukaryota; Viridiplantae; Streptophyta; Magnoliopsida; Malpighiales; Linaceae. The record is from the annotation of a GenBank genome assembly.